UUAACUUCCUGAUUUUACAUUACAAAACAUUUCAUACGGAUCCUAUUUUCAGAAGAAAAUAUAGAAUAAAAGUUAUAUAUUGGAAUAAAACAAAAUGGAGUUUACCAAUGAAAGUAACUAUUUUAAUCAUACAGGAGUGCCAGAAUGCUCUCUGUUUCCAACUGACAGAGUGAAGUGCCGAGCAUUGCUGUAUGCUAAAACAGUAACAGCUUCUUUAUCUAUUUUAGGUUCAGUUCUAACAUUGGGAUUAGUUGUACUGUUCAAAAAAUAUAAUGAACAUUCACAAAGAAUGAUUAUACAUCUGUCACUGGCAGCACUUGUUUUUGGAGUUGCUUAUGUGAUACAAGGAAUUCCGUCUGAAAAUAAUGCAAUUUGCAAGGUCCAAGCAUCGAUAUUGCAAUUCUCCGUUUGUGCAUGUUUACUUUGGAUUAUGAACAUUGCCUUCGGAAUCUACUUUCGUGUUGUUUACGAUAUCAACAUAAAACGUUAUGAAAAGAUAUUGACAUUCCUAUUAUGGACGUUGUCUUUGAUCAUAACGGCGCUACCCUUUUCGGAUAAUGCGUAUCAGCCCGCUGGAGUUUGGUGUUGGCUGCGGAAUGACGAUGCAUGGCGGUUUGGAUUGUGGUACUGUUGGAGAAUUUUAUCCAUUGUGUUAUUUGGCUAUACAAUGAUUCAUACAGAAAUUACAAUUCGCAGACGUCGGAGGGGAACUUUUUCUACUUCUAUCACAAGUUUGACAGCGAUGGAGUCAGAAAUAAAAACACUUCGAAUAUAUCCAAUCCUGUAUUUCAUUGUGAACAUUUUCCCUAUCAUAAAUCGCAUCCAAAACGCAGCAGUCCAGUUGCGCGAGCAAACAGGAUACAGCUUUACACUAUUGCUUCUUCAAACACUCUUCGACCCGUUGUUUGGUGUGACACUGUCUCUUGCGUAUGUUCUUGAUGGAACGACAAGGAGCAGACUGAACAAAGCUGAAAUUACAGAUGCUUUAAGACGAUGGCGAUCAAAACCGGCGCAUGUAAGUGUGUACCGCGUGCCUGUACCGUCCCCGGACAUGAACAUAUCUGUAAUAAACACACACUCUUAACACUGUAAAUUUGUACCAUAAACAAAUUACAGACACAUAUUUCAAGCCAUGUAUCGCAAAAUGAACGACCAUAGCCAAAGAUCAGAGAUAACGUCAUAUUGCUGCACUUGCAUGCCUUUUCGAGCGGUUCCUUUCUAGUUGAUACAUUGCGUAUGUUGAGGAACAUGAUCAACCAGGCACCAUGAAGCAAUCGAAGCCAACGAAUAUUAGGGUGUUUCACGUUUCCUAGACCUGAAUGUAACAGUUAACGAUAUCACUCAGAGAAACUGAUCAGAUGCGUAACUGUGUGUGUUAAGGUUGUCUUGCAACAUUUUUUUGAAAUUUAUUAUUAAAGCGAUAGCUUCUCUAUAAUGGUAUUCACAGAAAAUAAAAUACCAUGACUGGUCGUUUCUCUUGAUGAUGUUUUUCAUUAUUUUGGUGUACAUUUAAUGUGAUUUAUUUUUCUUUGUGUAUUAUUUUUUUUUACAAAGUAAAGUUCACGAAUCAUUUUAGCUUAAGGCAUAUUAAGAAAAAUGUGGUUGUCAUUACUUGUGAUUCAAGGCGUUAGUUAAAAGUAUGUCAACAUUAUACAUGAUAAAGUUUAACAGUCAUUUACUACGUUGUAUCAAAUUAUGGACAUCAUACAUCAUUCACGCAUUUAGUGCUCAUAUUUGUACUGUAAAACAUGUAUUAUAUUAAAACGAAAAUGUCCUCAAUGUGAUAUUAUAAUUAGGAGUAUUUGGUCUUAACAUAUUUAUAAAUAAUAUUUUAUUAUUAAUUUGUAGACAUCAUUUAUAUACAUGUGAACAACGAUUAAUUGCUUGAGGCUUGUGUUCGUUUGAAAGUAUAUCAUUUGCAUUCAGGAAUAAACAUCAAAUAACC
This is a messenger RNA of Mya arenaria, 1945 nucleotides long. RefSeq names its product cyclic AMP receptor 4-like. Gene Ontology annotation, biological process: adenylate cyclase-activating G protein-coupled receptor signaling pathway; cell surface receptor signaling pathway. Gene Ontology annotation, cellular component: plasma membrane. NCBI's taxonomy places the organism in Eukaryota, Metazoa, Mollusca, Bivalvia, Myida, Myidae. Gene Ontology annotation, molecular function: G protein-coupled receptor activity. The transcript has a single exon. The coding region runs from base 95 to 1084 and encodes 329 amino acids. The record is from RefSeq and is a predicted model, not a curated record.